Messenger RNA from Dendronephthya gigantea, 934 nucleotides. RefSeq lists its product as uncharacterized. The record is from RefSeq and is a predicted model, not a curated record. The coding region runs from base 16 to 549 and encodes 177 amino acids. Lineage: Eukaryota; Metazoa; Cnidaria; Anthozoa; Malacalcyonacea; Nephtheidae. The transcript is spliced from 6 exons.
CAUAAUUGUAUAGUUAUGUCGUCGCCUUGCGGGUUUGGAUUUUCAUCCUUGCCAGAACCGGCGUCGCCGUCCACUAUUGAAACUCUUCGAGAGAGAGAAAUAGAAGGCAGUUCGCCUAUCGGUAUUGGAUUCAGCAGUGACCAUGAGAACACGAGGAGUCCGCAAAGUUUGACGAGCUCUCCUGGGGAUUGUACGACUCCUGUUCACUCACAGUUAUCUAGCCUGUACUCUUCGCCUGUUGGAAUUGGAUUUAGCAGCAGUGACAACGAAAACACACUAAGUCCGCUAAACGUCGCCAACACUCCUCGUAUUUUUAUGACUUCUCCACUGUCUCUGCGAUCCUACUCAACACUCGAAGGAAACUCAUCGCCUGCUAGCCCAUCACCAGACAACAGCCCUUCUAAAUCCCAAUCGCCUGUUAAACGUAGGAGAAUGCUCCAUUGUGACACCCCGUCUACAUGCGCACAAGAAAGCAGCGGACAACGAAAAACAAAGCGAAGUUUAAACUACGAGGGUGAUUCUGAAGGAAAACCGGUUUACCAAAUGUGACCACUGCACAAAUUAUAAAAAGCAACUAGAGGCAACAAUGAAUAAAGCUAAAAGAAAGGCCAUUCAAGAACUUCUGGAUGAACACAUUGAACGUGUUAUGAAUGAACGAAGAAAAUAUCAUCUUCAUCGGUACAAAGCACGGCGGAGUCCUUCAAAGUAUCUAACAAUCAUAUUGGAUGGUAUGGAUCAAUCCAAAACUGAUGUACCAAAUCUUCGAAGAGUCUGCAAAUCAACUGCAAACCUGCAAAAGUUGAGAACACAUCUUGUUGGAACUAUAAUGCAUAGUGGGUUGUGUCCCAUGGGAAAAUUAUUCCAUGGUAUGUUUGACCUUUUUCAAUGGAAACAUGACAGCAAUCUAACAAUGAACAUUCUCAUCAAACUUCUU